AAGCUUCGGGGCCGGGAGGCGACAAGAUCCCCGAGCGAGCCAGCUGCCUCUCGCCGUGCAUGGGGAAGGUCUCCCGGCCGGCUUUCCCACUGCCCCGGGGGGAGGAGGGCUUGAGAAGCAGAGGGGGUCGCCUUUCAGGGCUCCUCUUCGCCGCAGGGGAGUUCGCCUUGGCCCCUUACCCGGAUAGAUCAUGCCAGGCGGCUUCUACCAUGGCUGACCCCGAAAGGAGCCCCUUCGAUUGCGCAGGGGGGGAGAUCGGCUACUGGAAGGAGCUCUCCAGCAAAUACAAGCAGUGUGUGGAGAGCGCCCAGGAGGAGCUGCGCGAGUUCCAAGAGGGCAGCCGUGAGUACGAAGCCGAGCUGGAGAUGCAGCUGCAGCAGCUGGAGACUCGAAACCGGGACCUGCUCUCAGAGAACGCCCGACUGCAGAUGGAGGUGGAGACGGUCAAGGAGAAGAUUGCCAGCCAACACGCCGACGGGGACCGGCAGAUCUCAGCCCUGGAGGAGGAGCUGGGCCAGGCGAGGGCCGCCCGGGACCAGCUGCAGAAGUACAUCCGGGAACUGGAGCAGUGCAACGAUGACCUGGAGAGGGCCAAGAGAGCCACCAUCAUGUCCCUGGAGGACUUUGAGCAGCGGCUGAACCAGGCCAUCGAGCGCAACGCCUUCCUGGAGAGUGAGCUGGACGAGAAGGAGAGCCUCCUGGAGUCAGUGCAGCGGCUGAAGGACGAAGCCAGAGAUUUGCGCCAAGAGCUGGCCGUGCAGCAGAAGCAGGAGAAGACGAAGGCCUCAGUGGAGGGCUCCUCGGAAGCUGGACGGAUGGACACAGCCAUGCAAGCCACCUCCCCCAGGCCAUCGACCCCCGCAAUCCCCCAGGGGCCCAGCAAUGGAUUUAGUACCCCAGAAGCCUUCAGAAGAGGUUUUGAGAAUGGAUCCAGUGGAACGCCACUUACGCCAGCCGCGCGGAUAUCAGCACUGAACAUUGUGGGGGACCUCCUGCGGAAAGUUGGGGCGCUGGAAUCCAAGCUGGCCUCCUGCCGAAACUUCGUCUAUGACCAGACCCCGUACCGAAGCCCAGCACCGCCCCCUCCCUACUUGGCCAGGGACGUGUAUGAGAGGCGUCUGAGCGGCCCCCAUGUGCCCCAGGGGUUGGCCAAACGACUGGAUUUAGGCACGCGGCCGUCCAACCUUGCAGGGCCGGCGGGCCUUCCAGCACAGAGGGCAGCCCAGAUGCUUUUCUGAGGGACUUUGGGGCCAGCCCACUUCUCUGGCAGCCGGUAAUGGCUGCUCACCUGCAACGGGAGAGCAGCGAGGAAAGCUGGCUGUGUCCGGAGGAAGAAAGAGCCCGUCUUGGCUCCCAGCAGGCUGAAGGGCCACGUGAAGAGCCUCGCAGGAGAGCUGGAGGCCGGUUUUCUUUGCCCAGCUGGGAGGUUCUGCUUUCCUUUCCAGGGAGAGUAGAGGCCCCCAGCCUCGGGCCCCUGGCCUGGCUGCCUUCCUGCCUCCAAUGGGUCCUGUUGUGAAGCCUCCAGGGGCUCUUAGCGCCAACAUUUCUGGACACCACAAGCCUCUCUUUUGGUCUUCUAAGCUGCAGCUGCCCCGGCCAAGAAGGAGCCUCUCCCACAGCGCCUCUGAACCCCUAAAAAUUCCUCCCAGUGGACUUUCUUUGACACUCCCCCGGGGGUCGUGUGCUGGAAAAAGCGGUUUGGGUCUUAGGAAGCUCAGCAACACCAGCUGUGUGUUAUCAGACGGUGGGUCUGCUGCUGAGAGUACAGAGAGUUAACGGGGUCCGGCAUAUAAAUUUGCUAAA
This is a messenger RNA of Crotalus tigris (Tiger rattlesnake), 1803 nucleotides long. RefSeq names its product nudE neurodevelopment protein 1 (gene NDE1). NCBI's taxonomy places the organism in Eukaryota, Metazoa, Chordata, Lepidosauria, Squamata, Viperidae. The transcript has 9 exons. The record is from RefSeq and is a predicted model, not a curated record. Gene Ontology annotation, molecular function: microtubule binding. Gene Ontology annotation, biological process: mitotic centrosome separation; vesicle transport along microtubule; cell migration. The coding region runs from base 60 to 1238 and encodes 392 amino acids. Gene Ontology annotation, cellular component: kinetochore; kinesin complex; centrosome.